This is a messenger RNA of Penicillium brasilianum, 1609 nucleotides long. Lineage: Eukaryota; Fungi; Ascomycota; Eurotiomycetes; Eurotiales; Aspergillaceae. The record is from the annotation of a GenBank genome assembly.
AUGGACAAGUCUAAGAAUUGAAGAUUUGUAUAUUUUAAUGUCUUGAUAUAAUCGAUUUGCUUCCCCCAGACAAAUACAGGCUCGGGAAACGAGAAGUAAAUUAUUCCAUGGACUGUAGGCCGAGUAUAGCCCCGGCUAUGUCUCUGGCCUGGUCUGGUUAGUGACUGAUGCACUGCGCCUGCUUCGGCUGCCGUGGACGGUUCUUGUGAUGGCUCUUCUUUAAUUAAGGCUUGGGCCGCGAGUUUCCAUUUCACUUUUGUGUUAGCUCACGUCUUCACUCUCUUCUACUUUCCCCCGGCAUUCCAGCGUGUUGCCCUGCUGGUUUCACUUCCGCAUACCCUCAUUCUUGCCUCCUCCACUGUCGUUCGAAGCCGACGCCCUUUUUUAAAACCCCUCGAAGAUCCGAUACAAGCUUCCCACGAUGGUUUGGGGUAGUCGCCAGCCAAAAGACUCGAAUGGCUCUCCCCCGCCUGAUGCUGAUGCAGAUAAGCCCGUUGCGCGGGCGAAGCUCUCCCCAAAUUUGCAGAAGCUAGUUGACAAGGAAGACGACUUUUAUGAUGAUAUCUAUCCCUCAUACUCCGUCGAUUCCACCGACACCUCCUACCGCUACGCUGCAUACGCCCAGCGCAUCCGCACCAUCCUCCUCUCCGCCCACCGCUACGUCGCCUACACCUCAGACAUUGGCGAGUCAUUCCGCCCCGUCGCACACCCCUACCUCGUCCGCUCUGCCUACGGUAUCUCCUGGGCCUACCUAAUCGGCGACGUCGGCCAUGAGGGCUACAAAGCGUAUCUGCGCAACCGCCACGCCCUUGCCCCACCCGGCGACGCGCACAAGGAUGCCAGCGCUGCCUCAUCCGAGCAGAUCCUCCGUGGCAUGGCGACGGGGAAUAUCAGCAAGCCCUUGACGGAAGAGGGGAAAGCUGUGCAGGAGAAGGAUUCGUUGACGCCGUGGCCGACAACGGAGAUUUCGCUUGCGGAGGAUUAUCGUAUGGUUAUGGUCAAGCGGGCUGUUUUCCAGAGCAUUGCUAGUAUGGGAUUACCCGCUUUUACCAUUCACAGCGUGGUGAAGUAUUCGGGCCGUGCUGUCAAGGGCGUGAAGAAUUCGCUUGUGCGGACUUGGUCCCCCAUCGGGCUUGGUCUCGCCGUCGUACCUUUCCUUCCCUACCUCUUCGAUCACCCGGUCGAAGAAGCCGUUGACUGGGCCUUUGGCACCGCCCUUCGCAUCUACGGCGGCGAAGAUGCCGUCCGUCCUUUGCCCACCCACUCCAAAACCGCGACCGAGGAAAGUGGAAGCGUGACAACUGCCGCACAGCUCUCGUGGGAGGAGUACAAAAACGAACGGGAAAAGGCUCGUGAGCUUCGUCGGGAGCAGAGCGACAGUAAGCCGCUGUCUAGUUGGUUUGGAGGCUGGACCUCUGGAUCUGAGAAGUCGAAGAAGGAGUAAAAUGGUUGAGCCUAAUGUGAUGCUCUUCUCCGGCUGGAUAUGAUAUCUGAUAUCAACUCCCCUCUCUUGUGGAUAUACACACAUAUCUCCCCCAUCUCUUUUUUUUUUCUUCUUGUGCAUAGUACAUAUAUGAAUAAUCUAGCUCUAUUAACUUCAUCUGAGAUA